AUGGCACCGGGCAUCUCUUACGACGACUCGGGCGCGCUUGCUUCCUACUUUGCAGCAAGCUGCCUCGCCCUCAUCCUCAUUCCUGUCACAGUCGCAACACUUCGCCCAGCACAAAGUGAAUGCCGUGCCAACAAUGGUCGUAAGCGCCGUCUGAGACGUGCCGCGCACAACUCGAGACUCGCCAAGCGCAUGGUCCCCCUGCUCCUGUUCUGGGGUCUCUUUGCCUGGAUCGCGUACGGCCUCUACUCUGCCGGCGCACCUCCCGAGCUCAAGGUCUACGACCCCCGCGAGAUCCUUGGCAUCUCGUCCAGCGCAACGGAGAAGCAGAUUAAGAAGCACUACCGCAAGCUGUCGCUCCAGUACCACCCUGACAAGAUCAAGCUGGGUGUCAACGAGACCAUGGAGGAGGCCGAGUCCAAGUUUAUCGAGAUCACAAAGGCCUACAAGUCGCUCACCGACGAAACCAUCCGCGAGAACCUGGAAAAGUACGGCAACCCCGACGGUCCCCAGCAGCGCGAGGACAAGAUUGCCAUCCCCAAGUGGGUCGUCGAGGGCAAGAGCUCGGCUUGGGUCCUGGCCGCCUACGGUAUCGUGCUCGGCCUCGGUAUCCCCUUCAUUGUCGGCCGCUGGUGGUUCCGUCAGCGCCGCCUGACGCGUGACGGCAUCCUCAACGGCACCGCCGAGAUCUUCUUCCACUCGCUCCGCCAGGACAUUGAUUUCCUGUCCAUCAUUUCCCUCCUCGCUUCGGCCCUCGAGUUUGAGUCUGUCCUGGCUACCAAGAAGGUGUCCAAGAAGCAGCGCAAGGAGCGUCAGGCGCGUAUCGAGGAGCUUGAAAAGGUCCUCGAGGAGAAGCGUGUCGCUCUCAACAUUGACGAAUCGCCGACCAUGCGCAAGGACUCGCGUGUCAUUGUCACCACCGCCGUGGCCCGUCGUGCGCGUGCCCUCCUGUGGGCCCACCUCUUGCGUGUCAAGCUUGAGCCCGAGCUCGAGCGCGAGCAGCUCGAGGUUCUCCGCGUCACCCCUCCUCUUAUCCAGGGCCUUUCCAACAUUGCCCUCGGCUUCACCUGGCUCGACACUUCGCUUCUCUGUCUCAAGCUCCAGUCGGCCCUCGUCCAGGCCAUCCCCAUUGGCGCUUCCCCUCUCGCCCAGUUCCCCGACAUUUCCCUCGAGGAGGCUCAGGACAUGGAGAUUCUCACCAACUCGGAGGGCCGUCUCUGGCUGGAAAAGUGGGUCCGUCGCGACGUCGACGGCCUCGCCGAGGCCAAGAAGGUGGCCAAGACCUGGCCCCGUCUGGACAUUACGUCGACCGAGUUCAAGGUCGUCGGUGAAAAGGUCGUCACCCCCGGCUCGAUCGUCUCCCUCAUCGUCAAGGCCCGCUACGUGUACCCCACCACCCCUAUCUCUAGCGCGACGAACGGCGGCGCCGCCCGCGAGGAGUCGGUCGAGGUCGUCGAGGGUUCCGUCGAGGCUGCCGACGGCGAGGCCAAGGUCGAGGAGGUCAACGAGAAGUCUCCCAUCCCCUCGCGCUCGGCGUCUCCCAAGGUCAAGUCGGUCAUCACCCCGGCCAAGCCUUCCAAGCCCACCGGCUACAUCCACGCUCCUCACUGGCCCGCGAACCGCGCACCUUCCUUCCAGGUGAUGCUCGGCGACUCGAAGCUGGACAAGGUGAUUGUGCCCCCCACGCGCUUCACCGAUAUCCCCAUGCCCAACGCCGACGGCACACCCGCCGAGCCCAAGGAGUUUACCAUUCAAUUGCCUGCUCCCCCACAGCCGAACCUUUACUCGUUCGUUGCGUACCUCACCUCGGACGCGCUCGUUGGCGCCGAUGUGUCGAGGCCGAUUAUGCUCAAGGUGGAGCCCGUGGCCGACGAGGAGGACAGCGACGACGACAUUUCCGAUCCCGAGGAGGACUCACUGGCGGGCCAGAUGGCGCUCAUGCGCGGAGGAAAGGUCAAGGCGUCUGACGUCUACGGCGACGACGACAGCGAGUACGAGACAGACACAUCAAGUGACGAGGACACUCCGCGUGCCGGCCGUGCGAUCAACGAGGACACGGAUAGCGAUAGCGAUUAA
This is a messenger RNA of Apiotrichum porosum, 2073 nucleotides long. It is a transcript of the gene SEC63, whose product is annotated as secretory subunit. Gene Ontology annotation, molecular function: transmembrane protein transporter activity; RNA binding. NCBI's taxonomy places the organism in Eukaryota, Fungi, Basidiomycota, Tremellomycetes, Trichosporonales, Trichosporonaceae. The transcript has 3 exons. The record is from RefSeq and is a predicted model, not a curated record. Gene Ontology annotation, biological process: post-translational protein targeting to endoplasmic reticulum membrane; SRP-dependent cotranslational protein targeting to membrane. Gene Ontology annotation, cellular component: Sec62/Sec63 complex. The coding region runs from base 1 to 2073 and encodes 690 amino acids.